CUAGGAUAUAAUAUGCCGUAUUAAAUGACAUAACGCAAUUCGGAUAUUCGAAGGUAAUAAACAAAAUGAAGGACAAGCCCCGAAAAAUCGUUUAAAGGGAAUAAUUAAGAAACGUUUCAGUAGGGCUAAACUUCAGGAGAAGUGGACUGGCCAUGGAUGGCGGCUUGUUGUCACUGAAGUGGAACAACCACCGCUCCACGUUCUUCUAUGUUCUCUCCACUGUUAGAAGAAAGGAGUCCUAUUGUGAUGUUACCUUAGCCUGUGAUGGGAAAUUUUAUCCAGUACACAAACUGGUUUUGUCAACAUGUAGUGAUUAUUUUGAACAAAUGUUUGAAAAGACAAACUGUAAACACCCAAUAAUAGUGUUAAAAGAUAUUAGACAUGAGGACCUUGAAGCUCUUUUGAACUACAUGUAUGUUGGUGAAGUGAAUGUGUUACAGACAGACUUAUCAGGACUUAUCAAAGCUGCUGAGUGCCUAAGGAUAAAGGGAUUGGCUGUCCCUGAUGAAGCCCCUAGUGAACGUGACACCAGCCAGGAUGGCAAAAGAAAUGUGCCAUGGUCCAGUGAAGGACCCGAUGCUAAACGUAGAAAACCUGAGGAGCCCGUGUUGCAGAAACCCAGUCAAAACACAGUAGAGAAAUUAGGAAGGGAGCUUCCCCCAAGACCUCAAUUAAGCUUUCGAGAACCAUUCAGAGAACCACAGAGAUCCCGAGAGCCUCUUCGCCUCCGCUCAAGUCCCAGCCCAAUUCUAUUUCCUUCCAGUCCAGAUACUCAGUUGCCAAGUGCCACAGGCCCAACCUCAUCACCGGAUGUUUCUCACGCGACAACCCACGAACCAGCUCCAAGUGCUCAAGCAGACUCUGCCCCGCCUCCCUCCAAUUCAGACAAUGAAAUCAGCGGUGCAGGAGAGUCUGAGUUGAUAAUGGAUGAACCCCUAGUCAAAGAAGAACCACACGAUGAUUACUCUGAAGCAGACGAAACCAAAGAAUCCAUUAAGUCAACAGACUCUGAAGCUGGCCUGAGUUACCCCGUUCAUAGUGAGCACUCUGGGAGUAUAGGGAGAGAGGUUGGGGGUGCAGGCUUCAAUCCCCAGAGCCUGCGGUCCUCCAGCCAACCUCAGACGAUGGAGGAUCUUGUGGCUCAGGCUCUUCCAGGAGCAUCUGGUCUACAAGGGAAAACUUGGGAAGGAGACCGAAAUUUACUUGGAAUACCGUUUGAAGGAUUUUCAGGAAACCAGGGUUCUCAAAUGAUUUCUCCUGAUGGUUUGGGCGAUCAGGGGCCAGUAGGCCAUCUGGGACAACAGUUCAUCCAUUCAACCACACCAGUAAAGAAUCAUGCUUGUACAUACUGUCAGAAGAAAUUCAAUUGCCGGCACAAGCUGGAAGCCCAUAUGAGGACACAUACAGGAGAGAAGCCAUUUGCCUGUCAUUUCUGUUCAUAUCGCAGUGCACAGAAAGGUAAUCUACAGCUACACAUCAGGACUCAUACAGGGGAGGAGCCUUUUGCUUGUGUCCACUGCCCAUACCGCACAAAAAACCAGAGCAACCUCAAUACCCACCUUCGGAAUAAGCACCAAAAUAUAAAAAAUCAGAUGUUAGGAUUUAGAGACUAGAAUGUGUCUGAUAUUUCUCAAGUCCUCCAGUAUAAUGGAAGAAAACAUAUUAUUGACUUGUGGCUUAUGAAUAUUAUAUACAUCUCUUUUCAUAUCUUUUAUAUUUCAUAUUUAUUUCAUUUGUUAGUGAGAGUGAGUGCAUGCCCACUCUUUUCUAUAAGCAAACAUCGGUAAUUAUGAUAUUUGCAGAGACAAUUAACUCCUUCUUAACCAAGGUUAAUUUCUUAUCCUUGAUUACCUUAAUUAUAUACACUUUAUAGAGACUAAGAAGAUUGUGUAAGUAGCUGCAUAUACUUGUUUUCAUGGUUUCACUGCCCGUUAUUACAGCCUUUAACUUCCAGCCAUAGAAUAGGCAACACCUUAUUUCUGAGUCAGACAUAGCAUUUGCUUUUGGCUUAUAGUAGGCUGUACAUUCCUCUAGCUUCAUCAGCUCUACCAAUCAUUUCAUAGAUUUUAUAGUUGUCUCUGCCACCCACUCUCAACUCAAAAGGGACUUUGCCUUCAUAAGAAACUCUCUGUUGAAUGUAACCCCCAAAAAAUUUUAUAUAGUGAGACAUCAUUCUCAAAACCUUGUUAGUAGUUCCAGCUUUAGCAAUCCUUUUACUAGUCUCUUUAUUGUUUAGUGAUGACUCAAAAGUGACUCUUUGCGAGAGGUCUUCAUAAGGGUGUGACCUCUAAGUGCAAACAAACAUUGUUAUAAUGACAAAACUCUUUCCAAACCUUGUUAUAAUGACAAACCCCUUUUAAACUGUAUACCCUCUGAACUACCAACUCAUAUCUUGGUGCAUGUAACUCAAAGGGUGCAUCUUGGUAAAAGAAGGGGUUAAUAAUCCAACUGGUUCAGUAAUAUUAAAAAUUAUCUAUAUAGAUUCUGCAAUUUAAAAAAUGUGAGUAGACUAUUUACCAGUAAUCAAACGCAAACAUUUAUGCCAGGGGUUCCCAACCCAGGGGCUAUGGCCCCCAGGGGUGCCACAGGGUAUUUUCUAAGGGGCCAUGGAUCAAUAUAAAAAUUUAGACAUGAAAUUAAACUGAAUUUUUAUGCACCUAAAUUUCCUACAUCUCUCACAUAUCAAUAAAUUGGAACCUUUCUAUGAAGUGUUCUAUUCAUAACUAGCAAUAAAGGAAUCUGAAAAGCUGAGUCACUGAACGGUGGCCAUAGAAUGAAAAAGGUUGGGAACCUCUGAUCUAUGCCAUGUUGUAAAAUAUCAAAUAGACUAUCUUGUCUUAAGUUUAUUGGAGAGGCCAAGGUUAGAUUAAUAAGGAGUCUAAGCCUUGAGUGGAAGGAGAGUCAAACUCCAAGGUGCAGAGUAGUCUGUCUAUUUUUCGGCAAGAAUGUGGUAUAAAUACAAUUUGGGAGAUGUGGGGUCCGCAGACGAUUAUGCUGAUUGGCCAAACGGAUGCAUCCCACUCUCCCACAUUACGGUGAAUCAGCUCUGACCUCACUGACAGCAUCGCAUUGCUGGUGCAGAGGUAAUUAUGCUGAGAGAGGUUGUGCUGGUGUUGAGUGAAGCGAUUGUGGUGUCUGCCACAAGUUUAAUAAUUAUAUGAAACUAUACAGUAUUAAUGUAGCUACUAGUAAAAUAUGUAUUAUAGUGUAUAAAUUAUGAAGCCAGACCUCAAAUAAGUAGUACAGUUCUAUACUGCUAAAUGCCUGAUUACAUGAACUACGGGUAUGGUUAUGUUGAACCUGUGGGAUGCAGAAACUCCUAGUAUUCAUAAACAAUAUCCAUAAUCACAAAUUUUGCUUCUAGAUAGCAUAGGAGUACUUGCAAAUGUUAGUAUUGUAAUAAGAGUUGAUUUUUUUUUACUUCAUAUCAGACAUGAAUAUACCUCUUACUCUUACACACACACACA
Penaeus chinensis is the source of this 3467-nucleotide messenger RNA. RefSeq names its product longitudinals lacking protein, isoforms H/M/V-like. Lineage: Eukaryota; Metazoa; Arthropoda; Malacostraca; Decapoda; Penaeidae. The coding region runs from base 153 to 1613 and encodes 486 amino acids. The record is from RefSeq and is a predicted model, not a curated record. Gene Ontology annotation, molecular function: protein binding. Gene Ontology annotation, biological process: regulation of transcription by RNA polymerase II. Gene Ontology annotation, cellular component: nucleus. The transcript is spliced from 6 exons.